UGUUUUAAAUUAAUUGUUCAAGUUUAACUAUAUGAAUAUUAAGAUGAAAGAAUUAAUUUAUUUUUUCUUGAUAGCUUCUGCAUGUAGCGCACUAGUUACAGCAACCUCAACAUCCGCAAAAAAUGAGACAAGUUCAAAACAAGUAUGGAACGAUAUAUUAGUAAAAGAAGGAGAAACUCUCACAGCAACUGUCAACGAUUAUGCUGAUCAUCUUAUGAAAAAUUUUGAUAAAUUGGCACUGAAUGAGGGGUUAGACCCAAUGGAUGUACCAGAUAUGGAAAUCAAGAUAAGUAGAAGAAUACUUUUGAUUACCUACUGGGGAUCUCUCAAAUUGUCUAAAAUAAAAGUGAAUGACUUCUCAACAAUACACAGAUAUGACAAUGCACAAAUCAGCUACAAUAAAAAUACUAAAAAGAUGAGACUCGAUAUUCCUUUAGAACUGAAGGAUAUCAAGUUUAAAUGUAAAUACAAGGCAAGAUUGAUGGGUCUAGGUCCAUCUGGAGGCUUGGACGGUGAGAUGAAAUCUGUUAAAAUGAUAACUUCAUUGGAAAUAGAUUGGGGUACUUACGAGGCCAGUGUUCAGAAAUAUAAAAUUACUCAUUCCGGGCAUAUCAAGGUCGAUUUCCAUGAAUUCAUCCUUGUUGAUUGGUUGAUCAAUAUCUUAGCUAACACAGUUACAACAGUUUUCAAAGGACUCAUCCUCGAUAUAGUUGAUAAAAUUGUCGAAGGUACUCUGCAAGCUUCAGUCAACAUGAUAAAUCUUGUUUUUGAUGAUAUCACACGCAUGUUGGAGGGUAACAGCACCGAUCCAGUGACAUCACCAAUCUUGAAAAAUUUGGGUGUAAUCUUGACUCAAUCAAACUAUGUUGUAUCUUAAUAUGUUGAAUUAUAGAUUCUUUUUCUAAGAAA
Messenger RNA from Harmonia axyridis, 909 nucleotides. RefSeq lists its product as uncharacterized. The record is from RefSeq and is a predicted model, not a curated record. NCBI's taxonomy places the organism in Eukaryota, Metazoa, Arthropoda, Insecta, Coleoptera, Coccinellidae. The transcript has 5 exons. Gene Ontology annotation, molecular function: lipid binding. Bases 32 to 877 code for a protein of 281 amino acids.